Messenger RNA from Pseudocercospora fijiensis CIRAD86, 413 nucleotides. RefSeq lists its product as uncharacterized. Lineage: Eukaryota; Fungi; Ascomycota; Dothideomycetes; Mycosphaerellales; Mycosphaerellaceae. The transcript has 2 exons. The annotation marks the transcript as partial. The record is from RefSeq and is a predicted model, not a curated record.
AUGUCCUUGCAGUGCCGCGUGCGAGUGCCGCUCGGAGCAUGGAUACUAGCGAGUGCUGCAUAUGCUUGUGCCUCUGCUACUUCCACCCAGCCAGGCGCCAUUGAAGUUGACCUGGUUCUGCCGCCAGAGCCAACACGACCUCCUACUCCACCUGCAAAACAGCAUCUGUUCAAGCGUGAUGGGAUCGUCGAUAGCGAACAGUCAACGCUCUGUGGAUGGAGGAACUAUAAUGCCAGCCAGCCUCUCCAAUGUGACGAGUCUUACUUCUGUAAUGCUGACCCUAGUGGUAACUUCGGAUGCUGUCCUUCAAACUCCGCGAAUUCUAGCAUCGUAAAUCCUUGCGGAUAUGCCACUACUUGCUAUGAGUCGACUUGUGGCGAGCAGUGCCAGUCAGAUGUCUGGGCAUUCGCAUG